AUGAUCGCGACGCAGGCAAAGCUGGUCUACCAGCUCAACAAAUAUUACAGCGAGAGAUGCCAAACUCGAAAAGCGGCCAUUGCAAAGACUAUCCGGGAGGUGUGUAAGGUGGUUUCGGACGUCCUGAAGGAGGUCGAGGUGCAGGAACCCCGGUUCAUCUCCUCUCUCAGCGAGAUAGAGGCGCGCUUCGAGGGGAUGGAGGUCAUAGCCCCCAACGAGUUCGAGGUGGUCCUCUACCUCAACCAGAUGGGAGUGUUCAACUUUGUUGACGACGGUUCUCUGCCUGGCUGCGCCGUACUGAAGCUGAGCGACGGCCGCAAAAGGAGCAUGUCUCUCUGGGUCGAGUUCAUCACCGCCUCGGGCUACCUUUCCGCCCGGAAGAUCCGCUCAAGGUUUCAGACUCUGGUGGCGCAAGCGGUGGAUAAGUGUAGCUACCGUGACGUGGUUAAAAUGGUAGCAGACACCAGUGAGGUAAAACUAAGGAUCCGGGAGAGAUACGUGGUUCAGAUCACCCCUGCAUUCAAGUGCACAGGGAUCUGGCCUAGGAGCGCUGCCCAGUGGCCCAUGCCCCAUAUCCCCUGGCCUGGUCCUAACAGGGUGGCCGAGGUCAAGGCCGAGGGCUUUAACCUGCUCUCCAAAGAGUGCUACUCGUUGACCGGGAAACAGAGCUCGGCUGAGAGCGACGCCUGGGUCUUGCAGUUCAGCGAGGCCGAGAAUAGGCUCCUGAUGGCGGGAUGCAGGAAGAGAUGCCUGUCGGUCCUGAAGACUCUCCGUGACCGUCAUCUCGAGCUACCCGGUCAGCCGCUCCAGAGCUAUCACAUGAAGACCCUGCUGCUGUACGAGUGCGAGAAACACCCGAGAGAGACCGACUGGGACGAGUCCUGCCUCGGGGACCGAAUCAACGGAAUUCUGCUGCAGCUCAUCUCUUGUUUGCAGUGCCGCAGAUGCCCCCAUUAUUUCUUACCAAAUUUGGACCUGUUUCAGGGGAAGCCCCACUCGGCCCUGGAAGCUGCCGCAAAGCAGACGUGGAGACUGGCGAGGGAAAUCCUCACUAAUGCGAAAAGUUUGGACAAAUUAUAA
Messenger RNA from Coregonus sp. 'balchen', 1080 nucleotides. The record is from the annotation of a GenBank genome assembly. Lineage: Eukaryota; Metazoa; Chordata; Actinopteri; Salmoniformes; Salmonidae.